Messenger RNA from Spirometra erinaceieuropaei, 2553 nucleotides. The record is from the annotation of a GenBank genome assembly. Lineage: Eukaryota; Metazoa; Platyhelminthes; Cestoda; Diphyllobothriidea; Diphyllobothriidae.
AUGGGCCUUAUCCUCAAAACUAGAUGCGAAUUCGAACGGGAUCUGCUUAACCGUGCCGCGGAGAACCCUAAAUUAUUCUACGGUUACAUUAGGCAGUGCACGCGGAACAAGGACCCAAUACCCCUGCUAAGGACUGCUGAAGGCGAACAUCUCACUGACGACAGGGCGAAAGCUGAUCACCUUUCAGAAUUUUUUCGGUCUGUUUUUAGUAGCGAAACAGGAUUCAACCCUUCGGCCCCUCAAUCCUUCGAAGACACCCCAAUUAUAGAGACCGUCCAGUUCACUGAGGGUAUGGUUCUGACGGAGUUGCUGAGGCUAAAGGAAUCCAAAUCACCAGGUCCCGAUGAGAUUCCGGCGAAGAUUUUGAAGGAACUCGCCGGUGAGUUGUCUAAGCCACUCUCCAUGCUUUUCCAUACAUCCUUCGAGACCGGAUAUCUGCCAUCCGACUGGAAGUCGGCGUGGAUUACGCCGCUGUACAAGGGCGGAAGUCGGGUCUCUGCGAACAAUUACAGACCGGUCACCCUCACCUCCAUUUGCUGUAAGAUUAUGGAGAAGAUAAUAAAACAACAAUUAAUGCAGUUCCUUGAGCAAAAUCAUUUGCUUUCCGAGUACCAGCAUGGAUUCCGUAAAGGCUGAUCCUGUGUGACAAACCUGCUCUACUGUCUGGAACACUGAACUAGGGCUGUUUAUAGAGGAGAUAUGUUGCAUGCCAUCUAUAUCGACUUUAAAAAGGCCUUCGAUAGUGUGCCUCACCACCGCCUUCUAUACAAACUUAGCCGUGCAGGAUUGCGAGGUAAGCUUCUGAUGUGGAUUCGUAGCUUUUUAAUCGGCCGCUCUCAAGCCGUCCACGUCGGUGACCAACAAUCUGCCGAGGUUGCCGUUAAGAGUGGUGUUCCCAAGGCUCUGUUCUUGGCCCUACACUGUUCCUCGUACACGUCAAUGACUGCGCAAACGAACUGAAUUGCGAUGUCGCAAUGUUUGCCGAUGACAUAAAGAUCUGGAGUACCAUACGAAGCGAAGUUGACGAGGCGCGACUGCAGACAAAUCUGGACCACCUCGAGCAAUGGUCGAAAGACUGGCUUCUACCGUUUAACGUAAACAAGUGUACUUUCCUACGCGUCGGCAGAACCAGUUCUCCUAACCACACGGUCUACCGUCUGAGUGGCAAAGUACUGCAAGAAGUCGACGCCCAGAAGGACUUGGGUGUAUGGAUCACAACCUCGCUUAAGCCUUCGCUGCAAUGUUCAAAGGUGGCCAAGUCGGCGAUGUCCAUGCUAUACCUUGUCAAACGGGCGUUCUCCUCCUAUGAUGAAAACUGCUUCGCCAAGGUCUUUCAAACUUUUGUGCGACCGCAUCUGGAGUUUGCUAUCCAAGCAUGGCGACCCUGGACCGCUAAAGACUUGGGCAUACUCGAGAAAGUUCAACGGCGGGCAACGAAACUUGUAUCUGGGCAGUGGUCACUACCCUACGAAACGCGAUUAGCUAAUCUUGACCUCUUUCCUUUGAGUUACAGACAGCUACGUGGGGACCUGAUACAAGCUUUCCGCAUCGUGCGCAAUCAGGGCUGCUGCCUCACGUUUGGAGACUUCUUCGAGUUGACGACUACGACUAACCUGAGAGGCCAUCCAUUCAAAUUGCGUGUGGCUGGUGCCCGGCUAGACACCCGAAAGUUCUUCUUCUCCAACAGAGUGGUUGCAGCUUGGAAUGCCUUGUCUGAGGAUGUUGUUAUGUCAGGCUCGGUAGAUACUUUUAAAUGGAGACUAGAUUAGCAUUGUAGCGUGCACCACAAUAACACCGGACUACGGCCACCUUGACAGCCAACGCUGACAAUUUAGUGUUAUAACGAUGCUACUACAAACAUCUAAGUAAUAUAUGUUUAAGUAAUUUAUCAAGCUUGGGCCACGUCGCACACCGCUGUUCGCAUUCACCAUGAUGCCUGUAGACUAAACAAUUUUACUUCUUUUCCCGUAUCUUAAAUGUGCCUCAACAGUCUGCUGUAUUUUGAUCAACAAAGCAAGUUAAUUUGCCUCUAAACUCUGUUAACGCAUGACAUUCUGUGUUCAUCUGUACAGUUUUUGCUAUUCCCCUCGCAUUUCUUUCAUGUUACUUCCUUUCCAUUUCCUCCAUAUAUAUCCUCUGCAUGUAACCAAUAGGGAUUUCAAAGGUACACACCUACUUUCGCUGAAAUAUACUGAUACUGAUACUGAAAUCCCCUGGAAGAAAUCUGGGGUAGUAUUUUGCAUUCCGUGUCAAAAUUGUCCUUGUAAUUACACAGGACAGACUGGACGCAUGUUCGGAUCGCGCAUACACGAACAUAAGCUGGCUGCGCGACGUGACGAUGAAUUAUCCCAAGUGGCCGCCUACACCUGCGAAAUGCAUCGUGAGUUUAACUUCGCAGCCACCAAGAUAGUCGUCCACGCUAGAAAUAAAACAGGCCGAGAAUUGAUUGAAACCUGGACCUCGGAUGAGAACUCAGUCAGUCGACUUAUCGAUCUGUGGCCGGCGUACGGAGCCCUGCGCAGUCACAUACAGUCUUGCGUCGUCGGUCGAUGA